AUUGAAAUGUAGCCGUUCACUUGGCCCGUUCCCCUUUGAGUAAACUAAAACUGUGGUAUCCGUUAGAAAAGUAGAGAAACGGAUGAUACAAUGGCUGAAGAAAAUAUAGAGAUAUGUGGAUUUCUAGAUGUAAAAUAUCUCAGUGGUAAAUACAAGGUUCAUAAAGUGAGAAAAAGGCCAUUAGCUCCUUGGAAGGUUUGGAGAAGACAUUGGUGUUCCAUAAAAAAGCUAGGCCCUGGUCUGGGUGUCAGAGUGCAACUUGAUUACAAUAUUAGCAGUGGUGUUACUAUGUCACCAAAUGACAAAGACAGUUCACUGAUAAUACCAUUGGAUGCUAUUAUUUGUCGUACUCAAUCUAGAUCCAAACAAUUCGCCUUUGGUAUAUUCCCUACCAAGGAAAGGAAACCGUUGAUAUAUUUUGCUGGUACUUCAGAAACCGAAUCACAGAGGUGGAUGGCGAAUAUCAGGCAAUUGUUAAGACCUAGAAGGAAUCGGUUCAUACCAGGAUCAUACAUCAUGUCUAUGGUUGAUAAUGUCCAUUCCAAGUCAUCAGGACUUACUGGAUUGUAUGGUGAUUUAGUGGCCAGUACAGUAGGAGUUUUUAUAAAGGAUGCUCAUUCGGGUGAAGUAAUAGGAAAUUUUGAAUGGAGGGAACUGGGCCAGUCCCACCUCAGUACAACGGGACAUCCGGACGAUGUUAAAUGUAUUUGCGUAAUCCAUACAACCAAAGAAUUCCGUGGUGGAGUUGGAGAGCUUCAUAUGUUUUGUUUAGAAGCUGAUAAAUUGCUGCAAGAUUUAGUGACUCAAGGUCGUGGUCCAAGAACUAAAUUCGGUAGAAAACCCCUCAGUUUAAGCGAAGGUGACCUCAGAAUAUCGAGGUUUGAAGAACUGCAACGACAUUAUCCAAUACUAAGCGCGAGGAUCGAUGUCAGGAUGUUAAAUAGAAAUAGAAUAACCACUAUAGGACAUGAACCAAUGAAUUCCCCAGUAUACAAUAAUCUAGUAGAAGAUGUUUAUCAACCAGAACCAUCCAGUGUUCAAAACAUUACUGGCAACAUAGGGGAAUGGUCUAAUUGUUCUCGCGAUAGAAGAAUUUCUGGCAUGUCGGUAGCCUCGGGAAUUUACGAAGAAAUUGCAGAUAGGAUGGAGAAUGCUAAAGCUACUACUUCGCGUUUCUAUUUGGAUCCGUUUUUUCAUGAUUACGAAUCGGAAGAACCACCGCCUCUACCACCACGACAAAGAUGCGCUUCAGAGUCCAUGAAAGGAGUUAGGUCGCAAGAUGUUCUGAUUUCUCAGCGCGGUAUCGUUUCUAUAGCAUCCACUCGAAACCCAGGACAAGGCGAAAGAAAUGCUUUUGCUAUGCAGAGAAAUGUGGAUACUUCUUUCUAUGUUCCCAUGUUACCUAGACUAAGAGAUAUCAACUUUCAUCACCUACAGACACAGGCAUCUUUGCAAGAAAGUGACUAUGUUGAUAUGCGAUGAAGCUUACAACAAAAGUAGCGAACAGGUUUCUUUAACAUGCUAAUACUCGAUACCUAAAUAUACUACCUCUCUUUUCUCGUCCACCCUUUUUCGUUCAU
This is a messenger RNA of Dufourea novaeangliae, 1580 nucleotides long. RefSeq lists its product as uncharacterized. The record is from RefSeq and is a predicted model, not a curated record. Lineage: Eukaryota; Metazoa; Arthropoda; Insecta; Hymenoptera; Halictidae. The transcript is spliced from 4 exons. Bases 91 to 1482 code for a protein of 463 amino acids.